GAGUGAUAGGGAGUUGUUAAAUCCUCUGAGCACUCAGAGGAAUGUCUUGAGAGACCAACAAUGGGAAGAAGUUCAGUGGUUAUUGAUUUUAUAAUUAUAGUUUCAUGUGGAUUACUGUGUUGUGCUGAACAAUUGAACUUAUGGGAACAAUCUUUAGACCAAGGCUCGAGUCAAAAUGCUGUCUUCAGACAGCCAAUGCCAGCGCAAGGGCCUGAUCAAAGUGCGUUAGGCUUCGCACCCAACAUGUUUCAAAACCUUAUUGAAUCCAGGGGACCUGCACCUGUAGCUCCUUGGAGACCUGCCCCAGCAUUGGGGCAAGAGCUACCAAUGCAAGCACAAUCCCAGAGAACCAACUACGCACCUGUUCCCCUUCAACCUAGCCAGCCUUUGCGAAGCCAAGUGAAUUUUGGACUAAUAAAACCUGAGCAAACGGUUGAGACGUUCUCACAAACCCAACAGGGAUUCCAGAAGCCCAUUCCAGGUCCUGAUCUCUAUCCUGACCUCAAGGAUGAGUUGGUUAUGGGGCCAGAGUUUGUACCCAAGGUGCCAGAGCCAGCAAACACCGUGGAGGUUCAUUGUGAUGAGGUCUCUGUCAAUGUGCAGGUGAAGCAAGAUUUCUUGGGAAACAAUCAGUUCAUCAACCCCUCUGAUCUGACGCUGGGUGGUUGUCCAUCUGUUGGAUUUGAUGACCAUGCCAGGAUUGUUGCUUUUCAAUCAGAGCUACAAGGAUGUGGAAGCACACUAACGAUGACUGAAGAUUCACUUGUUUAUUCCUUUGUUUUGGUGUAUUCACCUUCACCUCUUCCUAACACGCCUAUUGUGAAGACAAAUGAAGCUAUGGUUGCAAUUCAUUGCAUCUACCCAAGGAAACACAAUGUGAGUAGUAAUGCAUUGCAUCCCAACUGGAUUCCCUAUGCUGCAGCGAGAGCUGGCGAAGAAUAUUUACACUUUUCCCUUAAGCUCAUGACUGAUGACUGGAGGUAUGAGCGACCCUCUAACGCCUACUUUCUGGGAGAUUUCAUAAACCUGGAAGCCUCAGUGGUCCGUGCUAAUCACGUUCCCCUGCGGGUGUUUGUGGAAAGCUGCGCAGCUACUUUGGGCCCCAGCGGGGAAACCACCACCGUCUACACGUUCAUCGAGAACAGCGGAUGCAUGGUGGAUGCCAAGCUGACAAAUUCCAGAUCCAAGUUCAUGCCCAGGAUGCAGGAUGACAAGUUACAAUUUCAGAUAGAGGCAUUCAGAUUUAACCAAGAUUCCCGUGGAUUGAUCUACAUCACUUGUCAUUUAAAGGCUACUACAACAUCCAGUCCCAUUGAUAUUAUGAACAAGGCCUGCUCAUUUGUUAAAGAAACAAACAGCUGGACUGCUGCAAACGGAGACAAUCAGGUGUGUGGCUGUUGUGAGACCAGCUGUUCCAUGAGAAAGGGCAGAAGUCUGGAUUCUGAUGAUUCCAUGUUGGAAGAUGAGGCUACUAUUGGGCCGAUUAUUGUCCAGGAGCCACAACCAAUGGAGGAAGAGCCUUUACUGCAAAUUGAAGAGUCUUCUCAGGUGUCAUCGAAAGAUGCAGAGUACUCCAUCGAGUUGGUGCUCAUGACUGCUUUGGUGGUCACCGUUGUAAUCUUGUGUGUCAUUAUCCUUGGAACGUUGUUUUACCAAAGACGUCAGAAACUGCCUGUGCUGACUUGUGAAUGAGAAUAAAAGCUGUUUUGUCUAA
This is a messenger RNA of Ctenopharyngodon idella (grass carp), 1714 nucleotides long. RefSeq names its product zona pellucida sperm-binding protein 3-like. The coding region runs from base 61 to 1692 and encodes 543 amino acids. Gene Ontology annotation, molecular function: acrosin binding. The transcript is spliced from 9 exons. The record is from RefSeq and is a predicted model, not a curated record. Gene Ontology annotation, biological process: positive regulation of acrosome reaction; binding of sperm to zona pellucida; egg coat formation. Lineage: Eukaryota; Metazoa; Chordata; Actinopteri; Cypriniformes; Xenocyprididae. Gene Ontology annotation, cellular component: extracellular matrix.